AGGGGUCUUUUUGUAAUUUCGAAAGGUUAAUUGCACCUAAAAAUGAGGAGGCAGAGAGACGUUAAGAUUAAAGUGACCGGUCAGUGACCUAACUGUUUACCACUUUUCUCUUUCUCUCUCCUCUUCUCCAAUGGCUUCACCACCAUUUUAAUUUCAUUAUAUUAUAUAUCACCACUCUCCAUCUUCCCUUACUCCUUUCUCCUUUUAAUUUUUCCAAUAAAUAAAUAAAUUAAUUAAUAAUAAAUAUAAACUCCGGCGGCGGCCAUGGCCGUGGAGCUGAUGAUGAACUACAGAAACAGCAGCUUUGUUUCACAGUCGUCGUCGGAAGAAAAAGCCGCCGCCGCAGAAGCUUCUUCUGGCCUCCAGAGUGUCGAGAAGCUCAUCAGAUUGUUCUCUUCUUCUUCUUCCACCUCCUCCCACCACCAAACCGUUGAGGCGGCGGAGACGGAUUACGCGGCGGUGGCCGACGCCGCGGUGAGCAAGUUCAAGAGAGCGAUCUCUCUCCUCGGACCGGCCCGAACCGGCCACGCCCGGUUCAGGAGAGCCCCUGUAUCUGCUGCUGCUGCUGCAACGUCUCCGCCGGCUUCUUCUUCCUCUUCACCUAACUCCGACGAACCAGAAACUCACGGCUACCGUAAUAGUAACACUAAAAUCUACUGCCCAACUCCAAUUCAGCAAAUCCCACCUCCGGAUUACCAUCUCAACAACAAGGAAUAUUCCAGCUCCAAAACAAUUAGCUUCUCCUACUCGCCGGCGAUUUCCCGAGUCAACUCGUUUGUUUCCUCCCUGACCGGCGCCGAUUCGGAAAACAAGCUACAGCUACAGGUACAUCCGUCUUCUUCGUCGGCUUUUCAGAUCAUCAGCAGUAGUAAUAAUAAUAACAACUCCGCCGCAAAGCCGCCACUAUCCUCUUCCUCCUCCUUCAAGAGGAAGUGCACUUCGUCGGAAAACGCCUUCUCCGGCCAGUGCAGCGGAUCCUCCAGCCGCUGCCACUGUACCAAGAGAAGGAAAUUGAGACUGAAGAGAGUAAUAAUGGUGCCGGCGAUAAGCAUGAAAAUGUCGGAUAUACCCCCGGACGAUUACUCGUGGAGAAAGUACGGACAGAAGCCGAUCAAAGGUUCACCGCACCCUAGGGGUUAUUACAAAUGCAGUAGUGUGAGAGGGUGCCCGGCCCGAAAACACGUGGAGCGGGCCGUGGAUAAUCCGACUAUGCUUAUUGUUACCUAUGAGGGCGACCACAAUCACUCCCUCUCUGUAUUAGCUGAUACCCCCACUACCAUGAUUCUAGAAUCUUCCUAGUUAUAUAUAUAUAUAUAUAUAUACUAGAUAUAAAAUACUAAUUUGGUUAAGAGCAUCUAAUAAUCUCGAAGGAGAUUUUAGUUAGUUUGCGUUGAUUUAUGAGAUGUUAUUUUUAUUUUUUAUUUUCUUUUUUGUUAAAUUAUGUCUAAAUCAGUGUGAAUUUUGGAAUUAAAUUGUGUUAGUAUAUUUAUAUAUAUAUAAAAAAUAUGAUAUAUGGCAAAAAGAAAAGGGCAUGGUGGAGUAGAUGAGUUGGGCUUAUUUUUGUAAUAUUUCUUUUUUCUUUAUUACAUUUUCUUUCUUGCUUUUGCUUUUAGAUCUCUGUCUCUUUGAUUCCUCAUUACUUAAUUAUUUUGGGAUUUGCAUACGCACAAAUCUCUAUAGAUUUGCUAUAAUGUAUUGAUAAUUAUUUAAGUUAGUUGAUUUUGAUUCAUAUUA
Molecule: messenger RNA, 1734 nt
Organism: Erythranthe guttata (spotted monkey flower)
Lineage: Eukaryota; Viridiplantae; Streptophyta; Magnoliopsida; Lamiales; Phrymaceae
Product: putative WRKY transcription factor 15
Biological process (GO): regulation of DNA-templated transcription
Molecular function (GO): DNA-binding transcription factor activity; sequence-specific DNA binding
Source: RefSeq, a predicted model, not a curated record